UGAAAAUUGUCUGCUUUUAUCAUUUUUAAACAUUUGCCCGGUGUUUUGUUGGCAAUAUUGCUAUUAUUUGCAUAAAUGGCAAUGGCUGUUGUGAUCCGAGGCUUGGAGCAUCUCAAUCUUGACCUAGGGUCUCCGCGUAAUAUUUGAGUUCGAGCGGGCGCCGGCGGCAGCAGCGAUGAGCGGCGCCGGCGACCAGCGCGUGUUUCUGGUGGACGGCCAGGCCGUGUAUCUGGAGGGAGGCGGCGACAUCUCGGAGGACGUGCUGCAGCAGGCACUGGCGCAGCUGGCCGGACGGGGCGCCGCCGCCACCGAGGAGCAGCAGCAGGCGGGCACCGUGCUCGAGGUGCAGGACGAUGGCGGCGCCGCCGCCGGCGGGGCCAGCGGUGACGCUGUGGAGCUGGCGGACGCAGAGGACGGCGAUGAGGGCGUACUGGCCGUGCUGCAGGACGAGACCGGCCAGCAGCAGACGGUCCGACUGACCCCCAGCCAGGCAGCCGCGCUCGGCAUCGACUACGACGAGCUGCUGGCCGCCGCCGGACAGGUGGAGCCGUCGGCGGAGGAACAGGAGGAGUCUGCCGACGCCUCCGCUGCCGAGCAGCAGCUCUCGGCUGGCGGGGUGCUGGCUCUGGACGCCGGUAAAACCGAGGAGGGAGACAGCAAGGUGACGUACACGUUCGAGGUGGUGGACGACCCGGAGCAGGCGGACGGCGGUUCGGCCGGCUCCGACCUGCUGGCCAAGUCCCGGCAGAUCAUGGUGCCCCAGGUUCGGCCGGGCGGCACGGCGGCGCCCUCCAAAUCGGCCGCCACCGCCGCCUCGACUGUCACCGCUGCCCGGCUCACCGUCGGAAAGGCGGCGUCUGGGUCUGGAACUACCACGGCCUCCGCCGGCGGUACCAAGUCGGCGGCUGCGGACGGCGCCAACAAUGACGCGAACGGCGCAGGCGCCACAGCAGAGGAUCCGUCGGAGGACGACCCCGACGUGCCCGUUAUCCUGACGCCCAUGAACGGCCAGAACCUGCCGGACUUCAUCGAGCCGCGGCCCGGCCUCAAGAUCCUGGUGCGGCCUCUGCGCGAGACGCCUGGCGCGCCGCCGCCGCCCGCGCGGCCGCUCGGCUCUUCAGACAACCCGAUCCAGCUGGUGCAGCAGGGCAACACGUUCAAGUCGCUGCAGCCGCUGAGUGCCGAGCAGCUCAAACAGAUCGCCACAGUGCUCCAGCAGAGCAGGCUCAAUGUGCCCGGAAACGCCAAGAACACCAUCUACGACGCGAAUACCAACACGCGCAUCGUGUACCGGGUGGUGUACCCGGAGGACCAGCGGCCGGCCGGUCGGGGCCGCUCCUCGUCCUACUACACUCCGCGCGGCCGGGGUCGGGGUCGACCUCGCGGCCGGGGCCGGGGUCGCGGCAGGGCGCGGGGCCGGCCGCGCAAGGAAGACUACGACCAGGACUGGCACCCCGGCAUGGACACGGAGAUGGAGCCGGUGGAUCCCGCCGAAAAGAAGAAAAUCACGACUAAAACUCGAACGGGGCGCGUCUCCAAGCCUCCCAAACACAUGGUCAAGGACUACAAGCAUAUUCACAGACUGGACCUGAACCAGCCGGACCUGGACGAUUCGGACGGCGGAUAUUCGGACUACGGAGACCUGGAGACGGGCGGCGACGGGGAGGCAGAGGGCGGCGUGAAGACGGAGCCGGGCGAGGAUGGGGAGGCAGGGACAUCCUCCAAGUCUGGCCAGCGACUGACUGCCGCCGGGACGCCGCGGGUCAAACGCGAGGUGCCGCAGGCGGUCCGUGAUCGGUUCACCUGCCGGACCUGUGGAACGCUGUGUAUUGGCUACGCCCGGCUCGAGGGCCACUAUCGGAAAAAUCCCACACACAGGAGACACUCCAUGGACUUCCCGUCUCCGGUCAAGCCGAGGCCCGCUGUGGUGUACACAGGUCGGAGAGGUCGGCCACCCCGCCAGCCUGCGUUCGAGAGCCGUCUGCCUGCCAAACGACCCCGGUUGGAGGAACCCAAGGAGCCGGAGGAGGAGCCGCUGUCGCCGGAGCAGCUGGUGACCACUCUGCUGGACCAGUCGGGAGGCAGCAUCAACCGGCUCUGUGACGCCAUGGCCGAGUGUGUCAAACAGUUUCGGGAGCGGGUACGCGGCGCGCUGCGCUCCCCCGCUGAGGAUGAGGAGGUGGACGAGAGUGCCGCAUUCACGAUCGACGCCGAGCGGUCGGCGCUGACCGGCCUGCCGGAGGGCGUCUACUUGCCCACCGAGCGGCCCGCGUCAGCGGCAGCCUCAGCCGUCUCGUCGCCGGCGCCGUCGGCCGCUGAGCAGCCCCAGUCUCCGCGGCCGCCGGCCGCCGCGCCAGCCACACUCACACUAGAGGAGGCUCUGGCCGCGCAGAUGGAGGAGCCGCCCGAGCAGCUGAUGGAGACGGAACCGGAGCCGGAGCCGGAGCCAGAGCCAGAGCCAGCGGAAAAGGAGGGAGUCGACACACAGGAGCCCAUGGAGCAGGACGCUGGGGCCGCUCCCGCGUCGGCCGAGGGUGACACGAAGCCGGCGGGCUCUCCGGUGGAGAAGUCUGACCCCGCCGGUACGGCCGCGGAGGGCGAGCGGCCGCCGGCGGGCCGGAAGGAGCCGGCGGAGCCCGUGGGGGAUGUACUGGACGAGUUUGUCGGCGGUCUGGUGGACACGGCCGACUACGCGCCGCUGCCGCCCGGCGGCGAGACGGCGCCGGCGGCGGCGGCCGAGUUUGACGCCGGUCAGAUCCAGAUCCGGCUGCCGGACGGCCGGGACCUGACGGCAGCCGCCGCCGCGCCGGAGACCGCGACUGAGGCCGGGACCGAGGGCGAGACGGAGGCGGAGGCGGGCGCCAGCAUGCCGCUGCUGGCCGAGCAGCGGUGAGCGGCCGGCCGCCAGCGAGGGACCCGAGAACGUACAAACCGCGGCUCCCACCGAGCCGCUGUGAAGAGCAGCCGCUUUUGGCUGCAGUGACGCCAUUUGCUGUGGGUGCUGCGCCGCACGCUUCCACAUUCACACAUUACAUUGUACAUUCUCAUCCCGGAUAAAUAGCAUCUACCCAUCGUCACGAUUUGGUUGGUUUUGCGAAGCUUAUUUGCAACCAGAAUUAUUAUGAACUUCUGGUGUGUGUUGCGCCAGUUUCUAAUAAACUGUGAAUAUG
Messenger RNA from Amphibalanus amphitrite, 3170 nucleotides. RefSeq lists its product as uncharacterized. The record is from RefSeq and is a predicted model, not a curated record. Bases 176 to 2893 code for a protein of 905 amino acids. The transcript has 16 exons. NCBI's taxonomy places the organism in Eukaryota, Metazoa, Arthropoda, Thecostraca, Balanomorpha, Balanidae.